AUACGUCAUGUACGACCUCAAAAAUUGUUAUUUUUCUUCUCUUUCUAUGAAUGUUUCUCACAUUUAACAAAUAAUUACUUAUCUAUCUAAACAACCCUUAGUUUAAGAUGUUUUUAAUUUUUUUCCAGCAACAAUGUGGAAGAAGAUUUGAUAUUACAUUACCGUUCACCAAAAGAAAAAAGAAUUGAUAUUUGGUUGAUGUUUUCAAUCCCGAAUCUUGUGUCAAUUCCUAGGAUUUGGGCCCUGUGCUAACCUCGUUUCUCGCACCUCCUUUAGAUUUAGGUCGCCUCCCUCUCUCUCUCUCUCUAACAAAGCACGCAAUUCAAGGAUCUUCCAGUUGACAUUUAUUCCACUCUUUCUGCUACUAGUCUUGCUUUCAGCAACCCAGCAAGGCUAACACCAAUAAAGGAAGGGAGAUGGACUGUGCAUCCAUGGCUACUACCACUAGAGGCUCCUCUCACUUCACUGGUAAGUUACCACAGCCAAACUCCUUACAUGGGUCAUCAUCUUUCCUACAGAUGAAGCAAACCCACUUCUCUGUUCAAGCCAUUGGGCUCAAACCACUCCAUAUUUCUUCAAAAAUGGAGCUUGAUCAUCACAAACACGGAGGAUUUUGCAAGCCGAUAGAGAGCUUUCGAGGACGCCCCCUCAUCGCGUGCUGUGCUCUAGCGGAGAGGCCUACUAAUGUUUCAAAUUAUUGUGUUUCUGAAGACCUUCCUUAUUGUGAGCUCCAAAGGCUUGUUUCUGAGUUUGAAGGCCUGGUGGAACCAGUGGAAAGGGUUAAGAGGCUUCUUCACUAUGCUUCUUUCUUGCCCCAUCUCAAUGAUUCUGAUAAAAUUAAGAAUAAUCGAGUAAUGGGGUGCACAGCUCAAGUGUGGUUAAAAGCUGAAAUGGAAGAAGGUGGGAAGAUGAGGUUUUUUGCCGAUAGUGAUUCAGAGAUAACAAGGGGUUUUUGCGCUUGCUUAAUUCAUGUUCUCGAUGGAGCUUUUCCUGACGAGGUUCUUCGUUUGAAGACGGAGGAUUUGGCCUCUUUGAAUGUGGGUUUGGCUGGCCGAGCUCAUUCAAGGGUGAAUACAUGGCAUAAUGUGUUGCUUAGUAUGCAGAAGAAGACCAGGGCUCUUGUUGCAGAGAGAGAUGGGAGGCCCUUUGUUGAGCCUUUCCCUUCUUUGGUUGUGGCUUCUGAUGAGAUUCACCCACAAGGGAGCUACGCUGAAGCUCAGGCAAAGUUUUUAUCCCCCGAUGACUUGAAGGUUCAAGAACUUGUAGAAGUUUUAACAGAGAAGAAGAUUGGAAUUGUUGCACACUUUUAUAUGGAUCCAGAGGUCCAAGGUGUCUUAACUGCAGCAGCACAGCAAUGGCCGCAUAUCCGCAUAUCUGAUUCCUUGGUUAUGGCUGAUACAGCUGUAAAAAUGGCUAAGGAUGGAUGCAAAUUUAUCACGGUUCUGGGUGUUGACUUCAUGUCUGAAAAUGUUCGGGCAAUUCUUGAUCAGUCUGGCUUUGAGAAGGUUGGUGUGUACAGGAUGUCAAGUGAACAGAUUGGCUGCUCAUUGGCGGAAGCUGCAGAAAAUCCUGCUUACACUAACUUCCUAGAGGGGGCUUCACGGUCACCUCCUUCUUUGCAUGUGAUCUACAUCAAUACUUCCUUGAACACCAAGGCAAAAUCCCAUGAGCUUGUGCCAACAAUUACAUGUACCUCCUCAAAUGUUGUCCAAACUGUUCUACAGGCAUUUGCCCAGAUUCCGAAUUUGAACAUUUGGUAUGGCCCUGAUUCGUACAUGGGUGCUAAUUUAGCAGAGUUAUUUCAACAAAUGUCCAACAUGUCGAAUGAAGAAAUCUUCGAGAUCCAUCCGCUGCACAAUAGGAGCUCAAUAAGAUCAUUAUUACCCCAUCUUCACUACUAUCAAGAUGGCACCUGCAUUGUCCAUGACCUUUUUGGGAGCGAAGUAGUAGCAAGGAUACGAGACGGGUACAGUGAUGCAUUUUUAACUGCUCAUUUCGAAGUCCCAGGAGAGAUGUUUUCCUUGGCCAUGGAAGCCAAAAAAAGAGGGAUGGGAGUAGUGGGUUCCACCCAAAACAUUUUAGAUUUCAUCACUCAACGAGUAAAAGAGGCCAUAGAGAGAAACACAGAUGAAAGCCUCCAAUUUGUUUUGGGAACAGAAUCAGGGAUGAUUACAGCUAUAGUUGCAGCCAUUCGAAAGUUGCUUAUUUCAGGGAAAGCUCGCCCUGGAAGUGCAUAUAUCAAUGUUGAGAUUGUGUUUCCUGUCUCUUCCAAUGCAGUAACAAAAACAGUGACUUCAUUUGGUGGUUUGAGUUCAAUAGAUUCUAGCGAUUUGGUUAAAUUAUCCGUUGUACCAGGAGUGCAAGCUGGCGAAGGAUGUUCUAUUCAUGGUGGUUGCGCUUCUUGUCCAUAUAUGAAGAUGAAUUCGCUGAGCUCACUACUAAGAAUAUGCCAUCAGCUUCCUGACACUGAAAAUAGCCUUUCCACUUAUAAAGCCAGUCGAUUUGAAGAGAGGACACUCCAUGGGAGAUCAGUUGCUGAUCUGGGUUGUGAACCAAUUUUGCAUAUGAGACACUUUCAGGCGACUGGGAAAUUGUCCGAUAAGCUUGUAGAUCAGAUCCUCCUCAAAUCGUCAUCAACAAGGAUUUGAAGCUAAGUGGCUGAGAUUUUUUAAGGAAAGAUGAGGCAACAAAAAUCACGAAGUCUCUAUUUUGAUACCCCUCGACAAUUCAUGCAUGAAAUGCCUGUUCGAAUAAGCAGCAAAAAAUCACGAAAAAUUCUGUUGUUUCCUUUUUGUUUGUCUUCUGCAUUCAAGAUAUAAGAAGAAUAUAGAAUGUCAAAAUUGUAUUA
Amborella trichopoda is the source of this 2848-nucleotide messenger RNA. Lineage: Eukaryota; Viridiplantae; Streptophyta; Magnoliopsida; Amborellales; Amborellaceae. The record is from RefSeq and is a predicted model, not a curated record.